AUGUCAACUGAGUGGGGGAAGCGGUUGCCAGAACUGGCAAAGCGGCUUGAGGACAUCUUGUACAGAACAUUCCCAAACAAGAAUGACUACUACAAUAUGAUGAAGGGACCAAUUGAGCCACAGUUGGAGUUUGCUAUUAAGACCUUGGUUGAUCAGCACCAGCAAUAUCAACAAAACCUACAGCUGCCAACGCAGACACCAUCUUCAUCCAGCUCAAAUCAGUGGCAUGGCGAUUCAACUUGUCAAGCUCUGAAGUCUGAAUAUGUUGGCAAGAUGGGGAUGACAUACGGAUCUGCGCAGCGGUAG
Molecule: messenger RNA, 306 nt
Organism: Miscanthus lutarioriparius
Lineage: Eukaryota; Viridiplantae; Streptophyta; Magnoliopsida; Poales; Poaceae
Source: the annotation of a GenBank genome assembly